AAUGCCGAAGACUACUGCAAAGAUGACGUCGUUACACCUCCACCUUCCUCUUCUGUGUACGCCGUCGAUCCCUCAUGCGAAAACGUCCAGUCUGCCCAAGACGCACCGACGUCGGGGGAAUGGUCCCAAGCCAAUCAGUACGAAAACGUAAGUCGGGAUGAACCGUAUGAUGUUCCGACUCCUUCCAAGGAAACUUGGUCAUUGAGGGACGGUUCUAAAGGAGAGGAGAGGAAAUUAAGGUACGGUGGGCAGGAGGUUUGGGCCAAGGAGAAGGGGCAUGAGGUUAGUCCGUCGUGGGAGGGUCCUUCAGGGACAGAGAAGGGGGGCAGGAAGCCGGAGGGC
This is a messenger RNA of Pisolithus orientalis, 342 nucleotides long. RefSeq lists its product as uncharacterized. NCBI's taxonomy places the organism in Eukaryota, Fungi, Basidiomycota, Agaricomycetes, Boletales, Pisolithaceae. The transcript has 2 exons. The annotation marks the transcript as partial. The record is from RefSeq and is a predicted model, not a curated record.